Molecule: messenger RNA, 543 nt
Organism: Venturia canescens
Lineage: Eukaryota; Metazoa; Arthropoda; Insecta; Hymenoptera; Ichneumonidae
Gene: cpx
Product: complexin
Exons: 4
Coding region: 1-543 (180 amino acids)
Biological process (GO): synaptic vesicle exocytosis; neurotransmitter transport; regulation of neurotransmitter secretion
Cellular component (GO): terminal bouton; SNARE complex
Molecular function (GO): syntaxin binding
Source: RefSeq, a predicted model, not a curated record
AUGGUGAUAACGAAGAAAAACGUCUACAUUUCUGGAGCAGCCUGCGGCGAGCACGUAUCAGUUGGAGAAAAACGAGAGAAGGAUUCGGGAUUUGCUGCGGAACCGAAGAUGAUAGACAUUGGCUUAAGUCCAAAGUUCACCGGACGUUCCCAGAGUUCCCAGAGAAUCGCUGGUGCGGUGGGUGGGGAGGGUGGCGACGAAGAUGACAAGGAGAAGGAAGAGGAGGCCGAGAGGGAAAGACAGGAGGCCAUCAAGGAGGCCGAAGACAGGAGGAAAGAGAAACAUCGCAAGAUGGAGGAGGAGCGAGAGAAGAUGCGACAAGAGAUCAGAGAUAAGUACAAUAUAAAGAAACGAGAAGAGGUGCAAGAGAUGAUGCCUCAGGAAGAGCCAAACCCUUUGAUGCGAAAAAAGAAGACACCUGAAGAGCUUGCAGCCGAAGCUGAGGCUGAGGACGAGGACGAGUUUACGAAACUGAAAAACUCGAUCACGACGGGCGUGACCGAGUUGAAGACAAAGUUCGAUAAUGGCUGCAGUCUGCAAUGA